AUGAACGCCGCCACUACACCCAUAAAUGAUGAUGAUGUUGGGGAGGAAUGGAUAUACCCCUGGCCCACAAACUUCCACCUCAGCGAGCAUUAUAUCGAUGAUAUUUUGUCGUUGAAAGUUUGUGUUAUUGGGGCGGGUUUGGCGGGGAUUACUGCUGGGGUUAUGUUGCCGGCCAAGGUUCCUGGGAUUGAAUUGACGAUUCUUGAGAAGAAUGGGGAUGUGGGAGGGACGUGGUAUGAGAAUGUUUAUCCUGGAGUUCGAUGCGACGUCCCAAGCACUGUCUACCAAGCAUCAUUCUCACCCAACAAAAACUGGAGCGAACAAUACGCCCAAGGUUCAGAGAUUCUCGAAUACUGGAAAUCCAUUGCAAGGAAAUUCGACGUCUACUCCAUGCUAAGACUCAACACCAAAGUGGUUGCAUCACACUGGGAUCCCUCCCGAUCACAAUGGAGAGUAGAGACUACCAAUGUCACCACAGGGGAGGAAGCAGUCGAGUACUUUCACUUCCUCAUCACAGCGAUUGGGCAUUUCAACGAGUGGAAGCUGCCUUCAUAUCCGGGCAUGUCUGACUUCCGGGGCGUAAUCCACCACUCCUCGGCCUGGGACCCUGCCUUUGAUGCGCGCGGGAAACGUAUCGCGACGAUUGGGAAUGGGGCUUCGGGGAUUCAAGUCACGACUGCUUUGCAGAAGAUUGCCGGGCAUAUUGAUCAUUAUGCACGAAAUCCAACAUGGAUCGCGGGAUCUUUUAAUUCUGCGCUGGAGGAUAGGAAGGAUGAACCUAUGCCUUUUACACCGGAAGAACGGAGAGCUUUUGAAAAUCCGGCUGAAUAUCUCAAGUAUCGAAAGGGUUUGGAAGGGAGUUUCUUUCGGGGCUUUGAUGGACAGCUCAAAGGUUCCGAGACCAGUCGGAAUGCCAAACGAAAAUUUCUGGAAUCUAUGAAGCGGAGACUGGAGGAUGGUGAUGAGGAGUUGGUGGCUAAGCUUACUCCUACUUUCCCACCCAAUUGUCGCAGAUUGACGCCUGGUCCGGGAUAUCUUGAAGCUUUGAAGGCGGAGAAUGUGAGGUUGAUUCAGACUCCUAUUGAGAGAUUCACGGCUUCUGGGAUCGUUACUACAGAUGGGAUUCACAGAGAGGUUGACGCCGUGAUUGCUUCCACAGGUGCCAACGUCGAUUAUGCACCCCCUUUCCCAAUCACGGCGAACGGGCUCGAUCUGUCCAAAGACUGGAAGCCGGAGGGGAAGUUUGGAUUUCCAUACUCUUACUUGGGCCUCUGCACGCCUGGUUUCCCGAAUCUUGCAUACAUUCUCGGACCAAAUCCCGCAGGCAUCAAUGGAACGGUACCUCAUGCUGUGGAGACCCAAGUCACAUACAUGGCCAAGAUGCUACGAAAAAUGUCCUCGCAACGUAUCAAGAGUAUGACGCCGUCCAAAGCUGCGACGGAUGAUUUUGUUGAAUAUUGUGAUGCGUUCUUUCCACGUACGAAUCUCUCGCUGAAUUGCAGUAGUUGGUCCAAUGGAGGGAGAGCCGGGAAUCGAAUUCAUGGCCACUGGCCCGGGUCAGGUAGUCAUAGUACACGAGCGAAGGCCGAACCACGCUGGGAGGACUUUGAAUACGAGUAUGAGCGACCGGAGAAUAGAUUCGCAUACUUUGGCAAUGGCCAGACAAGAAUGGAAAAUGAUCCGGAGUCUGACAUGACUCCUUAUCUCAGCGAGAAUCCGGACCUCAGGGACCUCCUUGAGAAGUGGUAUUUGUAA
Messenger RNA from Ramularia collo-cygni, 1755 nucleotides. Its product is annotated as related to monooxigenase. Gene Ontology annotation, molecular function: flavin adenine dinucleotide binding; NADP binding; N,N-dimethylaniline monooxygenase activity. Bases 1 to 1755 code for a protein of 584 amino acids. Lineage: Eukaryota; Fungi; Ascomycota; Dothideomycetes; Mycosphaerellales; Mycosphaerellaceae. The record is from RefSeq and is a predicted model, not a curated record. The transcript has 12 exons.